Molecule: messenger RNA, 1077 nt
Organism: Zootoca vivipara (common lizard)
Lineage: Eukaryota; Metazoa; Chordata; Lepidosauria; Squamata; Lacertidae
Source: RefSeq, a predicted model, not a curated record
AUGGAGGCAUUAGCACAGGUGCUUUCAUGUUCGGUGUGCUUAGAGUUGUUCACUCCCCCUGUGCUGGUCCUAUCCUGCGCUCACAAUUUCUGCAAGAAGUGCCUGGAGAAGAUCCUCAUCAGCCAGAACUGUAGCCAUGUCAAUGGACAGUUCUCCUGCCCAAUGUGCAGAAAAAUCAUACCCUUGAGAGGGAGAGGAAUCGUUGGCUUGCCAAGAAAUAUUCUGGUGGAGAGUAUCUUGGAAAAAUAUAAGUAUGAGCUUGAAAAUGUGCAUGCCAAAGAACAAGACCAAUUGUCCCAAAUAUGUGAAGAACAUGGAGAGCGUAUGAAUUUGGUAUGCCUGACUGAUGAUAAGCCGAUAUGCGCCAUCUGCAAACUCUUUGGAGAGCAUGAGUCCCACAAUGUAGCAAAACUAUCUGAAGUUUACUCAGAGAGGAAAAAGAGAUUGAUCAAAGAUUUAGAUUGGGAAAUUGAAAUGCUGAUCAAUGAACUUACAGAUACUGCUGCAGAAGUCAAGGUUGUUAUAGAUUCCACUGGAGCAGGCUUACUGAAAGGGAUCCGACGGAGAAUGACUGAACUCAAAGCAAUAUUAGGCAAAGAAUAUUCUAUGAAAGUAGAAAAUCUUCAGCAGCUGGCAAAUGAGCUUGAAGUCCCAAGAAACCUUUAUCACCAAAUGAAAACUCUCCUGGAACAGCAUUCAAAUUCAGUGCAUUUUCUCCAAGAGGAUAAAAUACUCAGAAGCAAGAUAGAGAAACUUGCAAAAGGAAAUUCCUUAUACCCUAACAAAAAAGAUUAUCAGAUUUCCGUUGGGCAAUAUUUUAAAGAUUUGAUCAAAGCCACCCAUAUCAACAACUAUGUCUCCUCUAAUUCCAGUGAAACACCUGCAAGGUCAGAUGAGCUCCCUGACGUGUUCAGGCCAGAAUGUCCCACAUUUUCUUUUUCUGAUGAAAUGUCUAACGAGUCCUUCUAUGAAAAAUUGAUGGAUUUUUUCCAAAAAGCAAACGAAACGAAGCAAGAUCCUAAUCAAAAUGUCUCCCAUAGGGAUAACAAUAGUACACCAAAUAAGAAGGACAUCUAA